Messenger RNA from Cooperia oncophora, 699 nucleotides. The record is from the annotation of a GenBank genome assembly. Lineage: Eukaryota; Metazoa; Nematoda; Chromadorea; Rhabditida; Trichostrongylidae.
UUGAUCAAAUUUAGGUAUAAGUGCCGCUACUGCGAGAAGACGUUCGCUCAAUACGGCACAAAAACGGUACAUGAAAAGAGUGCCCAUCUAGGAAUCCGGAACUACAAGUGCCCCAAGUGUGAUAAGUGUCUUUCUUCACCGAGCGCUCUUUACACACACAAGAAGACCCAUGGAGAGAAGACUUUUCAGGUGAUUACGCCUUUUUCAGCCUUCUUUUCUUACCAGUUCCUGUUGAAUGUAUCCGGCUGGCCUUCCUUGACGGCAACCCCUUUCCAGUGCGAAUUCUGCCCGAAGACGUUCACUUUGAAAAACUACCUGAAGCUUCACGUGAAACAGGUUCACGAGCAGAAUGAGAGGAAGCACGUGUGCCGAUUUUGUGGGAAGAGUUUUGCCUAUGCUGGUAGUUUGCAGGUGCACGUUAGGACUCACACUGGUGAACGACCGUACCGCUGCAGUUACUGCCCGAAGGCGUUUGCCAGUCAGGGCAACCUACAGUCCCACGAGAGGACACAUACGGGCGAAAGGCCGUAUUCGUGUGGCACCUGCGGGAGAAGCUUUAUUCAGACGCAUUCGUUUGAAACUGGUGCCAAACAUAGCGAAAAGGAUACUGUAGGCAUCAGGAGGGGCACCACAAAAUCGUUAUUAUUUGAGAUCCACCUGAAGUCAAGCUACCCGCAGCCACACUAUUGUUUGUUGAGG